AUGAAAGCACCUGCCAUUCGCCUGACACGGGUGGCCGCCACCGCUCGGUAUGGUGCGAAGUACCAGUUGCCGCCGCUGGUGUUGCUGCUGCUGCUGCUCGUGACACAGCUGCCGAACGCCGUGGCAGUCUGUUCCACGCGUGUUUGUCCUGCGGGUACGUUGGCGGGAAACGGCCCAACCUUACUCCGCCAGCGUGUCCCACCGCGCUUAUGCCUUUGUGAUGACACAGGUUACAGCUGCCUGCAAUACGGCAACGGCACCGAGGGCUGUGAGCCAUGUACUAGUGGAACCUAUUCUGCCGAUGUGACUGACACUCUCUGCCUUGCUUGUCGCAAUGCCUGCGACCCGGCCUCUGAGUUUGAAGUUGUCCCUUGCACUCGAACGACCAACCGGAUGUGCAGCACCUGCACCGUAUGCGGCACCCAGGAAUGGAUGGCUGCUGAUUGCACCGAGACUACAGACCGCGACUGCCGCGCUUGCACUCAGCCUACAGAUUGCCCCGUGGGCCAGGUGUAUCGGGGCCACGGCGGGGACUUGCUGGCGCUGGGAACUAUCGUCUUGUGUGACACGUACUCUGAAUCUCUGAACGCAACCGAGUCGGAACCGCCCCUGACCCGUGGUCGAUCGACGCGAAUUCCGAGCCGACGGUCCAUUGGGGCUUUGGCAGCAUACACGUUGGGACCAGACUCGGACACCGAGUCGGACGGAGCAAGCGAGAGCACUGCCCCUCGGCCCAAAAUUUCCGACCCCAUCCCUUCUGCACCCGCCAUUGAAUCCUUGCCGGCCUCGCUAAAGCAAAGCGCAUGGUGGACGCAGCGAGAUUUGGCGCGCUUGGUCAAGGAUCUCAAGGCGGUGGAGACGCAGUUUCGCGAAGUGCCGGUUGGUUGUGUCAUGGGUGUAUAUGCGAAGGCAUGA
This is a messenger RNA of Monosiga brevicollis MX1, 915 nucleotides long. RefSeq lists its product as uncharacterized. Bases 1 to 915 code for a protein of 304 amino acids. The record is from RefSeq and is a predicted model, not a curated record. The transcript has 5 exons. Gene Ontology annotation, molecular function: protein binding. NCBI's taxonomy places the organism in Eukaryota, Choanoflagellata, Craspedida, Salpingoecidae.